Molecule: messenger RNA, 2706 nt
Organism: Diabrotica balteata
Lineage: Eukaryota; Metazoa; Arthropoda; Insecta; Coleoptera; Chrysomelidae
Source: the annotation of a GenBank genome assembly
UAACACCAGAUUUUCGGAGUUGGCAUCUUGAUUUGUUAAAAUAAAAUGUCAAAUUGGCAUUGGCAGGCAACCCGUAGUACGAGUGUUAGAAAAUAACUUUGACAGAGAAAAUAAAACUAUUUUUUAAGAAAACGCAUGUGAUUUAAAGAAUUAUGGCUGAUGAAGACGAAAUUGAUAUUCUGGGAGAUUUCCAACUGGAUACAGAUUCAAAUUUGUAUGAUGGAGGUCCCCUAAUAUCCCAAAAUUCAGAGCUACUCAAUUUUGAUUACACCAUUCAUCCGCAAUGGCUGCUGGACAGACCAAGUACCAAUCCAGACAAUUGGUAUGACACAAAUGUAUUUAAUAGUACAACUGAGAAAUCGCAAACCCCUGAAAAUGACGCUUUAGGACAUUUGUCAACAGAAAACUGUAUCACUGACGAGAGUGGUUGGACUGAAAAAGAGAAAAAUCUGCUUGAAAGAGGAAUGGAGAUUUUUGGAAAGAGCAGUGUAAGAUUAUCACAGUUUAUUGGGUCAAAAUCAGCUCCAGAAGUCAAGUAUUAUUUGAAAAAUUUUUACUUAGAGAAUCAUUCAAUUAGAAAAACUAGUGAAUGUGCUUUAGAAGGAGAUGUGUUAGAUGAUGCUCAGAUACCUGCUAGCAUCGAGGAAGUAAUAGCAGCCGUGAGCACAGCAAAACCAACUGUUCAAGUGCACAGCCAUAGAUCAAGAAAAAAGAGCAAUUCAACGUCAAUUGCAUCAGAUCUCAGUGAGAGAGAAGUUAUUCGAGAUAGAUCACCCCUAGUGCCUAUAAAAAAGAAGACUAACAUCGAUUCUGCAGGUAUAAAGAAUCGUAAAAGGUCCAAUUCGGUAUUAAGUCAGAAAAUGACCUCUUCUAACGCUGUCAAGUUUAAAAUCAAGUCAAAAUUAAAGGCACCUUUUCCUAAAUAUGACAAGGUGAUUAAACAGAAAACUGUAAAGAUUGUUAAUGCAAAAAAUAAUGAAAAUGAAAUAAAGAGGGUUGAAAUAACUACUGGGCAUGGUUUGGCUGUACCCAUUUGUGAGGGAGAAGAAAUAGUUAAAAUAAAAAAUACUUCUGAAGAUUCUGACACAGAUGUGGAUAUAGAUGUAGAAAUGUCUGAUGAAGAAUCCAAUACGAACAAACAAAAACCACCUAAAUCUAUCACAGAAUUCCAAAAACCAGAAGUUCCAAAGAAUAAUCCAAAAGAAAAAGUUACAGAAACUUUUCAGCAACCUGUAUUACAGACAGAAUCAACACAUAUUGUUGAUUUAUCUGGGAUGAGUGUGGAGGUUGUAAAUAUACUGAAGAGCAUGGAAGAACCUAAGAAGGAGAUCUUUUUGAAAGACAAUUGUAUUAUUGAAUUGGAGAAAGUGUUCAAUAAAGAAUAUUUCUCAGGCGGCUCUUACAAGACACCUGAAAGAUAUCUUAAGAUCCGGACCCAUAUACUCAAUGGUUGGUUAAAACAAAAACCAAAAUACUUGAAUAAGACUAUAAGUCGCCAGGGUUUAAAAAAUUUUGGUGAUGUCAAUUGUUUUGGAAGGAUUCAUUGCUUUCUGGAACAGAUUGGUGCAAUCAAUUUUGGAUGUGAACAAGUCAAUUAUGAACGACCUCUACUAGAACUUUUGCAAGAGAAAUUGACACCCAAAGAGAAGAAAAGACAGGAAAUAAAGUUAGCUUCAAAAGAUGUACCGUCUUCCACCAAUAGAAUCAGAAUGAAACCGAAGUUUAUUAAUGAUGGCGAGGGAGGAUAUACUAUGUCGCACGAUGAACAUGGUCACGUUAUAAAGCACACCGUGAUUAAUGAAGAUCCUAUAGCUAAACCAAAAGCAUAUAUAAAGAAACCACCAGUUAGAUUAAUAUACUGUCGACCUUUUAAAGAUGAAAUCAUCCAACCUUACACUAUCAGGAUCAGUUUAUCAACGUUAUUAAUAAUGGAUUUGCAUGCUCACACGUGUUUUACCGAAGUCAUGGGCCUUAUUGCUGGAUAUUGGUCUUCCCAGAACAAGAUUAUGGUCAUAUGCCAUUAUGAACCAUGCCUUAAUAUGGCGUCUUCUACGACUCACUGUGAUAUGUGUCCGAUUUCACAAGCUAAGGCAGCCGAUGCAAUACACGGAAAAGGACUGGAUCUUCUCGGAUGGUUUCAUUCUCACCCGACCUUUGCACCUGAACCGUCCAAUCAAGAUCUGGAAACCCAGCAAUAUGUUCAACAGUGGAUCGGACAAAACAAACCGUGCAUAGGAAUGAUUAUGUCACCUUUCAGCUUAAACGGUGCACUUAUUGCUUCGCCCUUUAGAUGUUUGAUCGUCGAUAAAAAAGUAAACUUUGAAGACCAAUUAGUACCUUAUAAAUUUAAGGUUGACGUUGUAGCCGACGAUUUUCAAGUAGAAAAUUUCUUUAUCGACCUAAGGAGAAUUCUUAGAACAAAUUUGGGUUCUGGAGAAAAGCAUAGAAUUGAUUUUCUCAAGCCCUACUUCCAGAGUCCGAAUAUUACGUUUUUGGAAAAGUAUAUCACUAGCGUCCGAAUGCACCUAGCCAAAUUGGGAACAUUGUCCAAAUCGACCUGCGAAAAUGCUGUUAACGGAAUAAUUUCGAUAUGCAUGGAACAUAGUUCAAAAUGAAAUUUACUUAAAAUCAAAUUAAUUCGUUCUGUUUACGUUCUGUUUUGUAAAUGCAAGAAUACUCAUUAUUUCAUUUCCAUUUCGUUUGAUU